AUGAUAAAGAGUGCAAAAUCUGGUAAAAGAACAGUUCGUACUAGUACCAGCGAAAAAGAAAAUUUAAGAAAUCUGCAGAAAUUUGAUCGAACUUCAAAUCCAACACUUCGGAAAGUUCAAAACGAAGCAAGAAAAAACGAAAUCGGCAAUAUCCCGACAGAAAGGUCGACAACUGAUUGGCAGUGGGAAUGCGUGGGAAGAUGUAAGAAACGAUGGACCAUUCGCAGCAUUAAUCAGCAAGUAUCACAAUUUAAAAUAAAGUAUUCCGCUGAUUAUUACCGGAUGUAA
Molecule: messenger RNA, 288 nt
Organism: Brugia malayi
Lineage: Eukaryota; Metazoa; Nematoda; Chromadorea; Rhabditida; Onchocercidae
Exons: 3
Coding region: 1-288 (95 amino acids)
Source: RefSeq, a predicted model, not a curated record